Molecule: messenger RNA, 2241 nt
Organism: Aspergillus campestris IBT 28561
Lineage: Eukaryota; Fungi; Ascomycota; Eurotiomycetes; Eurotiales; Aspergillaceae
Exons: 3
Coding region: 1-2241 (746 amino acids)
Biological process (GO): proteolysis
Molecular function (GO): serine-type peptidase activity
Source: RefSeq, a predicted model, not a curated record
AUGCGUCUCAUUGGAGGCACUCUGGCAUUUGCGGCUCUGGCUGCGGCCCGGAGCUCAUCUGCCAUAUUUGCCCCCAGUUACACAGUCUCUAGCUCUGCUACCCCAUCCGCUUCUGCAUCACCCAACGCAAACGCCUGUGCCAAGGUCGCGAAGAUCGUGGGUGAUGGUAACGAUGUCCCCCCAAAGCUGGCCUACCAGUGUCUUAGCUCGGUGCCGGUAGCCGUCGAGGAGAAUAAGAUCCUCAUCGACCAACUCAAGAUGAUGUGGGAGUGGCACUCGGAGACGGGGUGGCUAAAGAACCCCCCUUCGACAUGGGACCGCGGCCCGCUAGAUCUCAUCGGCGAGCUGGAUAAGAUCCAGCAGGACCUCGACUCCUUUGAGAGCGAAUAUCACCUCCAUCUCGCCAUACAGAAGCUCACCGUGGAUACUGGCAACUACCAUCUCAACCACUCCCCGGGCAUCCUCAAGAUCUUCGGUUUUCGGCGCACAGUCCAACUCGCCACCGUGUCCCCGGACGGCAAGACCGACCCAAAGACCUACGUCGCCGGCGACCUGCUCGUCCAGAAUGAUCACAAGAACAUCUCCAUCUCCCCAGUUACCAAGAUUAAUGGACAAGACCCCCAGAAGUACCUGGCGGACCUUGCCUCAUGGGAGCAGUAUUCUAAUGCAGAUGCCCGUUACAACAGCCUAAUGUACCGGGGCUCUGGCAAGCUGGAGUCUGCGGGGGCUUUCUCCUACAGCCCUAUGAGCUUCAGGGGCCGGUAUGACGGCCCCGAGACCGUGUUCUUAUUUGAAAACGGCACCAGGAAGUCCUUCGAGAACACCGUCGACAUAGGGAUGAGGGAGUUCGAGGGCGUCACGAGCGGCCAGUCGUUGUUCGACAAGUACUGCCGCGGCGUGCUCGGCGGCUACAGUCCCAAGUCUCCCGAGAAUAGGAGGGACCUGCCGAGCGAGUGCAUGUCGCGCACACAAGGAAUCCCCGAGGACGGUUACCCAGAGGCUUUGGCCAAGGACUGCGAAGGCGUCGUGGCGGGUUAUAUCGUCGACAACCCCAACGGGGAGGCGCUGGGUGUGUUAAAGAUUGUGAGCUUUGAACCAGAAGAUGAUACCGCCCACAAAGAAUUCCAAGACGUGGUAAAAAAGUUCGUGGUUGCCGCCAAAAAGCAGGACGUCAAGAAGCUAGUCCUGGAUUUGCGCGAGAACGGCGGCGGUUCUGUCGAGCUCCUCCUCGAUACCUUCAUGCAACUGUUCCCAACCCUGACACCUUUCAGCGCGCAGCGCUAUCGCGCACAGAAGGGCUACACUUUAGUCGGCGAGGCCUACGAAGAAAUUCGGAAUAACGAGACGGCAUCCGAUCAGUUCGGGAGUCCUGCAGAUCGCGAAAUGAGUCUUUACGACUGGCAGUACGAUAACUUCUUGGAUCUGAAUAACGAGCCGUUCGAUAGCUGGGACGCUUGGGUGGGACCGCACGCCUUCAACGACGACCAGUUCACGGCCGCUAGCCGCUACAAUCUAUCGAAUAGCAACAAAGAAAGCGUCCUCGAAGAAGACUUCGCCUUCUUGAAGGGACCCGCCCGCUCGUCCCCUUUCACCGCGGAUCAGACGGUCAUGCUACUGGAUGGCCUCUGCGGCUCGUCGUGCGCCUCUUUACACGAGGAGCUGAAGAACAUCGCGGGGGUUAAGUCCGUCGUCGUUGGCGGUCGUCCGCGCGACGGCCCCAUGCAGGCCCUCGGUGGCACCAAAGGGGGCUCCCCGAUGGAACUCAAUCGGAUUGUCCUCGAGGCGGGCGGCAUGUACAAUGCCACCAAGGAGCUCGGGAUCGCCGGUUACGAUGACCUGAAGCCGUAUCUCUGGCCGCAGCCGUUGAUGACCCGCGUCGGCGACGACAGGUCCAGUGUCCAGAUCCAAGAUCAGAUCCGCAAGGGCGACUCCUCCCAGACUCCCCUGCAGUUUAUCUACGAGGCCGCCGACUGCCGUCUCUUCUUCACCCCCAAGACGCUGCUGGACCCCGCGGCCAUGUGGACCGCCACCUGGGCAGCGUUCACCGACGACUCCAAGUGCGUCCCGGGCUCCACCAAACAGAAAUCAAGCAUCAGCGGCGGCUACAAGCCGUUCGGGAACGGCGAUCUCCCUAGCACCAUAGAUGACAACAGCGAGGUCCCCUCAACCAACGGGGCGGCUGUGACUCGUCCUGCCUUGAUGGCUGGUGCUGCUGGCCUCUUGAUCAGCCUUUUCAUCUAA